Brienomyrus brachyistius is the source of this 1749-nucleotide messenger RNA. RefSeq names its product protein LSM12 homolog A-like. The record is from RefSeq and is a predicted model, not a curated record. Lineage: Eukaryota; Metazoa; Chordata; Actinopteri; Osteoglossiformes; Mormyridae. The transcript is spliced from 5 exons. Bases 35 to 625 code for a protein of 196 amino acids.
UCACGCCCGACGCUUCGCUCUCCUCGCCGAGAAAAUGGCGGCUACUGCACCUGGGGAGUACCUUAGUGUCGGGAGCAACGUUUCAUGUCUCACCUGCCUGGGUCAGCAGUUACAAGGGGAGGUCGUGGCUUUCGAUUACCAGUCUAAGAUGCUGAUUCUGAAAUGUGCUCCCUCCAGCGGAAAGCCCAACCUAAGUGAUAUUGUCCUGAUAAAUUUAGCUUGUGUUUCAGAAGUGGAUAUAAUCAAUGACCGCUCUGAAACCCCUCCCCCUCUAGCCUCCUUGAAUAUUAAUAAGCUGUCCAUUCGCGCACGGACGGAGAAGGAAGACAAGCUGUCUCUGGCAUAUGCAGUUAGCGCUGGCGUCUCUGUUGCGGGUCAGCAGCUUUUCCAAACCAUACACAAAACUAUCAAAGACUGUAAGUGGCAGGAGAGGAACAUAAUUGUGAUGGAUGAUGUCAUAAUCACGCCGCCUUAUCAGGCAGAAAACUGCAAAGGCAAAGGAGGCAGCGCUUUAAGUCAUGUACGCAAAAUAGUUGAGAAGCAUUUUAAAGAUGUAGAAAGCCAGAAGUCAGUGCAACAUUCGCAAGCUCAGACGGCACAGAAGGACUCCGCUUUGACGUCCUGAGCCGCUGGUUUGGUUGCUGGGAAGACAGCAACUGGCAGUUGUUAUAUAUUUUCCAGUUGCCAGAAAAGGGUGGUUCUUCAUCCUUUGCACCUGUGUGAGACCCCAAGGACCUUCCAGCUGCAAGAGGGGGGGGGGGAAAGAUUGUACUUUCUGACAAUUUUCCAGCUGUUCCCUUUCACUCUAGAAGAUUCCAUCCAUCGUUUUUUUUCUCCCACGGCACUUAUACCACUUUUUAAUUUUAAGAUUGAAGAUGGAAACAGAGCAUUCGUCAGAUCUCGUCUUGUUUGCAUCGUUAUACUCUUGUACCCUUUAAAUUUGACUGCAAAGACUGUGACUAUUCCUCCCCAAAAAUAACUAUGAAAAUAAACAAAUGAAGAAAAUUUAAAAAAGUAGAACUUGGAAAAGUCUUUCUAUCUGUUUUCACCCAUUUCAGAAGGAUACCGAUACAUUUUAAGACCAGAGUAAAUAAAUGAUUAAUGAGAGAGUUUCUGCGGGUUUUACAAAAGUUGUAAUGAAUUUAAAUUGUUUGUAGCCCUGUCGCUUUUUUUAAUUUUCAAAUUUUAAAUUUGAAGGAAUGGUGCCCUUAGGUGCUGAUAUCUUGUUGUACCUUUGAAAAUACCUUAAAUUGUGUAGUUGCCUAAAUGUACAUUGACCAUUUCUAUUGUAGCUCAGACUACAGAGAAUGUGUAACUGGUCGUACGACUCUAUUUUCUGUGGUACUUAAUUUUUAAUAUUAAAAUGCCCAUUUUGUUGUACCACUUAACUGAUGGGACCAUUUCUUUUUGAAAUUUGUCUACUGUCUCAUCCCGUAAUUUUUUUUAGUGCUCAGAAUCACUACAACAUUCCUUGCUCCUCUAGCCAAUGACUGAAGUCAUGUUCAGUGUUUUUUUUUUUUUUUUUUUAAGUCACUUUCUCUGAUGGUCUUUCUGGACAAAUUUAAACUUUCUUUAAAAAAAAAAAAAAAAUGAAAUUGUUUCCAACUUGGAGCUUGAUCUUGAGCGACGUGAUUGACACCUCUGUCAUACUCAAGCAAGCAUUGGGAAUGUCUGUUGUAGAUUCUUCUGAGUAUUUUAUUUUUCGAUGGUAAAUGAAAAUAAUAAAAAAAAAUCGAGUCUUCACCCUUU